GUCAAGUCAAGACAAAUUUAUGUUUAUUUGCGCUUUUUACAAAUUGCGUUGUAUCAAAGCAGCUGUACAACACAAAAAGAGGAAAAAACAAAGCAAUGAAAUACAGACACAUACGUAUCUACAUACUAUGUACACACAUAUAUAGGUAUUAUAAAUUAAAUCACGUUUACUGAGUACAACUGUCAUGGUAUUCUUGCAAGUCUUGUAAAAGAUGAGCUAGAGAAAAGCCUCAGGCUAAGCUUGUAUAAGAUCGCCAAGCUAUAGAUAAAACAAUCAAUCUCAAGAAAGAGCAAAUAGAAAACAAACAAGAUCAUUGAACUCAAAGCAAGCGUGCAGUGCGCUUAAAUCCUUCCCACAGUAUUUAGCUUCCACCUGUAACGUUAGCAACUUCUUUGUUACAAACGAAUGCUGCCUUUGGGACAGUUAAAGCCUAGCUCCCUGCUACACCUACCAGUAACUUUAUCAGAUAAAAGCUUCAUUGUUUAUUAGCCGUGAGGCACUUUAUUUCGACUUUCGGAACAUGUCCUUAAUUUGCGCUACAACAAAUAUGCCUUUUCAUUCUGAUGAGGGAAGGGAAAAGAAGAUAACACCUUUGGCAAAAGGCAGAUUCGAACCGCAAUCGGGCUGAUGAGUCGUACGUUGACUUUACCCCUAAACCACUCAAGCUGGAACUUGCUCGAAAAAUACUCGAGUGCUUACUGUCUCUGCUAAAACAAUCAAUCUCACUUGCGAGAGAAUUAGACAGCAAAUAAGAUUAUUAAAGUCUAUAUCUAAUAGCUUGUUGUGGUGAGGACUUUCACUGGUCAUCAAGCACAAAUAGAUAAGUGGAACUUUCGCAUCUUACAUGCAUUGUGAUGGCAAAGAGUCUAGAAAUGGAAGGCAAACCCCUAGGCCUACAGUAAUGGUUUAACCCUACCGCUCAGCAGCCAAUAGGAACUCAUCACGCUUACACGUUCAAACUGGUGAAGUGGCCGGAUGGCUCAAAAACACGCGAAAUUGACGUCUGACGUCACGCGUAGAGUACGUGUUGUUUGCGCAUAGAGUACGUGUUGUUUGCGCGUAGAAUACGCGUCGAUUUUUCACGCGUAAACUACACGUACUCUACGCGCAAACAACACGUACUCUACGCGCAAACAACACGUACUUUACGCGUUGUUGACGUGUUAAAAUUCGCGCGUUUUUGACCCUCCUGGCUUUCCAUAACGAUAAAUACACGUUAAGUACGUAUGAAAUAAACGUUGUUGACGUGUACUUAACGUGUUAAAAUUCGCGCGUUUUUGAACCUCCUGACUUUCCAUAGACGGUGAUCGCUUUCACAUCUUUUCCUCAUACAAAUCGAUCGUUUCGCGUUGAAAUAUCUGUAUUUUUGAACGACAUUGUGACUGCUUGUAUUAUGUGUUUUAUAUUACGAUAAAUAAACUGUUACAUGACUGCUCAAACUGUCUGAAUAGCGUCAUGUAAACGCAAUUAUCCUGGCCAUUAAACUUAAAUUAAACCCCGAAACAUCAUCAUUCAUUGCAAAUUAUAUCGAAUAUACAUUUUCAUAAUGACGAAAACGACGCCAAAGGAGUGCCCUGCAUGUUCAAAAGUGACGCCGAAGGGCGCUAACCGAGCGUAAAUAUGUGACGAGUCGGGACUGAGAAUGUGUUGGUUUAUGAGUUCCGUGAGCGCGCAGUGCGCCUAAACUAAACUCGUUUGCUCAGUGUUUCGCUACCACCUGCAGCAUGAAUUGGGAUGUUUGAGAUGCAUGGGAGACACAUUUAUUUCUGAAGCGAGAGCUCCAGAAGCUGGAUCUUUCGUUUAUUCCUGACGGUCGAUAGGUUACAAUCUAGCCAAAAUAUUGCAAGCAAAUAAUAGCAGUUUGUUAAUGUUUCCGCUCGCGUGACGCGUCUACUUAUCCUUCACAAAAUAAGAACUGGUGUUAUAAUUAAUUAAUCUGAUUUUAUUGCACAAUUCAUUUUACAUGCGGUUUAAUAAACUCAAAGCAAGCGUGCAGUGUGCCUAAAAUUCCUUUGCACAUUAUUUUGCUUCCACCAGCAUCUCUGUUACAAACUUAAGCCGCUCUGUGAGUGAAGAGUGACGUUGCUUUCAACCAAUGGAAAAUACUGGCAUUUUUUGUGUUGUUUUUUAUUCUCAUUGGGUGGGCAAGACAGACGUUUAGGUGGGCUCUGGCCACCCCUGCCCAUGCCUGGACCCGGCCCUGGCUGGCAGUGUCUAGCCUGACUUUCACAAGGCUGGCCAGGCGUUCUCAUCUCUUAUCAUCUAAAACAAUUACAUACAUUGUAAGUUAUCUCUCCCUUUCUCUCUCAUUUAUUGAUUCACCAUUGUUGUCAGCAGAAAGUAUAAUACACCGGCGAACAGAGUGGGCAAUUGCGACCCCGGGACACUAUCGCGAGGGAUGGGGACACCGCCCGCAUAUAGCAUGAGCCUCGUCUGGCUUAUUUUUGUGUCACCCGAAGCGCCAGCGAAAACGCUGAAAUAUUGUAGUUUAAAUGCUUGCCUUUCAUGAUCUCCUUUGGCUUUAUAUCUUCCGGGUUUACCAAUGGUCCAAAAGUCCGUGCGUCGCAUUUUCCUGACAUACGAUGUUGUUACGUAUCCUCGCGCUUUUUUAAGUGGAUAUACGGAAAUUCUUGAUCUUUUCUAGUGGGUAAGGCGUAUAUCUGCGUAUCACGUAGACUACACCAUGGAGAUUUAACACCGCCUCUCGACACUGCGGACAAAUACGGAAGAGAGACUCGUGAAAGCAAAACUAACAUGGACAAGAAGUGCCGCUUCUGUCAAGAUAAUGUCUUAUAGGCCUUCUUAAUAAUCAGCAUAAUAUACAUGAAGGUAAGUAGCCUAAAAUAAACACACCAACUUAAUCGAAGAAGAAAUAAUGAACAGGGACUUUAUGCAGACCUCUGGAGGAUUGGCCUAUACACGGUUAAUGGAGGAUUUAUGGUUCAGACGGCAACGCGUGGGUCUUGAUUUAUAGCCUAUUCAGCGGAGAAACGAGUAAGAUCAUUUCGAGUCAGUCGUGCUAUGGAGGGCGCGGAAGAGAACACAUCUUCUGAUCUGCAUUAUAAAGUCAUUCUACUGGGGAGAACCGGAGCAGGGAAAAGUGCCACAGGAAACACCAUAUUGGGAAGAAAGGCUUUCGUUUCAAAGAAGAGUUUCAGAACUGUGACACAAGAGGUGCAAAGUGACAGCGUGACCAUCGAUGGAGUGAAACUUACAAUCUAUGACACGCCAGGAUUCUUUGACCCAGAAACCGAGCGGAGCCCUGCAGUGAUGUUCAGAAGAGAGGGGUUUCCAGAGUUAGACUCAACAGAGCCGCUCGUGAUUCUGCUGGUGAUCACAACCGACAGAUUCACCGCAGAAGAGAAGGACACGGUUGAGUCUAUUGAAGAUUUCUUACCAGACUGGCUGAUAAAAAACACCUGGAUCAUUUUCACCAGAGGAGAUGAGCUGGAGAGGGACGGAGACACAAUAGAAACCUUAAUAGACGAAUCACAGGAUCUGAAAGCAGUUGUUCAGAGAUUUGAGAACAGAUACUUUGUCUUUAAUAAUGUUGCACAGGGUCCAAAUCAUCCGGACGUGAAAAGGUUAAUGGAUGUUAUAAGAACUGUACAGCCUUUAGCACCAGAGACUAAGCCGUUUCUUCAGAGACAGAUUCCAGCGGAGCAUGAACGUCACUCCAGUGAGAGAAGAUUGAUUUUACUGGGGAGAACAGGAGCUGGAAAGAGUGCAACUGGAAACACUUUACUGGGAGAUAAAGUAUUUAAGUCUGAACACAGCUUCAGUUCAGUGACACAACACUGUGACAUUCACAAAGCAGUAGUUUCACAGAAACAGGUCUCGGUUGUUGACACUCCUGGGUUUUUAGAUUUAACUUCAAGGCCUGAAGAUUUAGCAGAAGAAAUGGGCAAAAGUGUUUGGUUGUGCAGUGCAGGACCUCAUGCUUUCCUGUAUGUGGUGUCAGCAACACAAAGAAUGAGCACUGAAGAUGAAAAUGACAUCAAAAACAUCGAAAGCAUGUAUGGAGAAGAAGCAGUAAAGUACACAAUCCCUGUGUUCACUCACUGUGAUCAGCUGGAUGGAAGGAGUGUAGAAGAUCUUCUCCAACAGAACGAGGUGCUCAGUAGAUUUGUUCAGCGGUGUGGAGGGAGAUAUCACACCAUGAUCAAUAAAGACAUCAGAAACAGAAGACAGGUGACCAGACUGCUGCACAAGAUUGAUGAAAUGUUAGAAGAGAACGGAGGAGGACACUACACCAAUGAGAUGUUUCAGCACGCACAGAAAUGUGGACAAGAUGAGAACGAUGAUGAUGAAGACAUCUCAGGCAAUGAUGAGAAGAUGCAGUGUGCACAGAAUGAGAGUAGUCCCAGCCAUGAUGAAGCCAGUGAGACAGUGCAGGGAACAAAGGAAAGCUGGUUAGGAAGAGUGUGGAGGAGAGUCAGAGGUUCCUUUAGGAAAUUCAUGAAUAGAUUCAGGAGGCAUUUUGAUGCUGUAGCUCAGUUUUUGUAUUCUCUUGCUCAGAGGAUUAUUGAUUUUGUAACAAAUCUAUCAAGGACAUCAGAAACAAAACAAGACCGUUCAUCAAGUGGUCAACGAUGUCAGAGUAAACAUCUCGCUCUCAAUCCAAUUGCAAAGAAGUGACAUCAGUAAAAACAGUUAAAAAAAAAAGUUCAAUCUGCUCUGAUACCACUGAAAUGUCUGUCUGUUGCUACGUUUGUUUGUUUUUAUCUAUUAAUAUGUCUGAUGUUUUUCUGUAUAUUGUGUAUGCCAAUCAUUUUAACUGUAUUUUGGGUGACGUGUAACUUUCUGUCCAGGGAUAAUUUUCUGCCUGGUUAAUUCUGGCAUGUUUAAAGAACGCACAUUUAUGUUCGUUUUAAAUAAACAAUAAAAAAUAUAUAAUUACA
Molecule: messenger RNA, 4901 nt
Organism: Triplophysa rosa
Lineage: Eukaryota; Metazoa; Chordata; Actinopteri; Cypriniformes; Nemacheilidae
Product: GTPase IMAP family member 4-like
Exons: 4
Coding region: 3022-4638 (538 amino acids)
Molecular function (GO): GTP binding
Source: RefSeq, a predicted model, not a curated record